Molecule: messenger RNA, 1484 nt
Organism: Carassius carassius (crucian carp)
Lineage: Eukaryota; Metazoa; Chordata; Actinopteri; Cypriniformes; Cyprinidae
Product: ATP-sensitive inward rectifier potassium channel 10
Exons: 6
Coding region: 161-1402 (413 amino acids)
Biological process (GO): regulation of monoatomic ion transmembrane transport; potassium ion import across plasma membrane
Cellular component (GO): plasma membrane
Molecular function (GO): inward rectifier potassium channel activity
Source: RefSeq, a predicted model, not a curated record
GAGCUUCUGUUUAGUAACUUGUUUAGUAAAGUUUGUUUACUGAGCAUCAACAUGUAGCUGAGAUCAUAAAGCUGAAUGUAGUAUCUGAAGAACCUCAGCUUCUGAACACCUGAGCGCAUGUGUUAAUAGACUGCAGCCUCGCAGCUCUCUGAAUGUCAAGAUGAUGUCGGCCACACCCCCUUCAUCUCACAGCCCCGCCCCUCAGAAGGUGUGCCACUCCCAGACACAGACAGACAUUCUAAAGCCUCUGCUCGGAGGGGCGGGGCAUGGGAGUCAGGUGGCACACCGGAGGCGGGUGCUAACCAAGGAUGGGCGGAGCAACGUCAGCAUCGAGUACGUGAGUGGGUGUGGCGCUCUGUACCUGCGUGACCCCUGGACCACCUUUGUGGACAUGCAGUGGAGGUACAAACUGAUUCUGUUCAGUGCCACUUUUGUGGGAACCUGGUUCACCUUCGGACUGCUGUGGUACCUGCUGGCUUUGGUGCACGGAGACCUGCUCGAGUUCGAUCCUCCAGCAAACCACAGUGUGUGUGUGAUGCAGAUGCAAACGCUGACCGCAGCCUUUCUCUUCUCGCUGGAGACUCAGACCACCAUCGGAUACGGAUACCGCUGCAUCACGGAGGAAUGUCCGUCGGCCAUAGUCCUGCUCAUCAUCCAGCUCCUCAUCACCACCGCCAUGGAGAUCUUCAUCACCGGAACCUUCCUCGCCAAGGUGGCUCGGCCGAAGAAGCGUGGCGGGACGAUUCGGUUCAGUCAGCAUGCUGUGAUAGCUAAUCACGACGGACGACCGUGUCUCAUGAUACGAGUCGCCAACAUGCGCAAGAGUCUGCUGCUGGGCUGCCAGGUGACUGGGAAGCUUUUACAGCCGUGCGCACCGAAGGAGGGCGAGACGGUGCGUUUGGAUCAGAAGAACGUGACCUUCAGUGUGGACACGGCCAGCGAGAGUCCCUUCCUCAUCCUCCCGCUCACCUUCUACCACAUCAUCGACGAGCAGAGCCCACUGCGCCGAUGGGCCGACAAGGGCGGAUGGACGGACCCAGAUCCGGGUCCGGCUGAUUUUGAGCUCCUGGUGAUGAUGAGCUCCACAGUGGAACCCACAUCAGCCACCUGUCAGGUGCGCACCUCCUACCUGCCCGACGAGAUCCUGUGGGGCUACGAGUUCACGCCCAUCGUGUCUCUCUCUGCCACGGGAAAAUAUGUGGCGUAUCUCGCGUACUUCGACAAGGUGGUGAAAACCAAGACCCCGCCCCUUUUUAACCAGACCCCGCCCAGCGGCACUGAUGGUUGCCAUGGAGACGUGAGCAGCUCAGACCCGGAGAAGAUGCAGCUGGAGCAUAGCUACAGAGAGGAUGAGAGACAGACGGAGGCCAGGACCGUCAGCGCACGCAUCAGUAACGUGUGACUAUAUUCAGUAAUAAUGUCCUUCGAAUAAAAAACUCUAAUCAUUAAUGUUGCAUCAACAGCAUCAGUCCAAUAAUAUGCAA